Molecule: messenger RNA, 1951 nt
Organism: Melopsittacus undulatus (budgerigar)
Lineage: Eukaryota; Metazoa; Chordata; Aves; Psittaciformes; Psittaculidae
Gene: DDO
Product: D-aspartate oxidase
Exons: 4
Coding region: 1-1026 (341 amino acids)
Biological process (GO): L-aspartate catabolic process; D-amino acid catabolic process
Cellular component (GO): cytoplasm
Molecular function (GO): D-aspartate oxidase activity; FAD binding
Source: RefSeq, a predicted model, not a curated record
AUGGCAGCACCCAAGGUCGCAGUAGUUGGUGCGGGAGUCAUUGGCCUGUCCACAGCGCUGUGCAUCAUGGAGACUUAUCCCAGCUGCUCCGUGACCAUCCUUUCAGAGCAGUUCAGCCCCAACACAACAAGUGAUGUUGCAGCUGGGAUGCUCAUCCCACACACCUACCCAGACACACCGAUCCAUGUGCAGAAGCAGUGGUUCAAAGACACCUUUACUUACCUUUUUGCCAUCAGCAAUUCAGCCGAGGCAUCAGAGGCUGGCAUUCACCUGGUUUCUGGGUGGCAGGUCUUUAAAAACACUCCCAAGGAAGAGUUACCUUUCUGGUCGGAUGUUGUCCUGGGAUUUCGACCAAUGUCCAAAGCAGAACUCCAAAAGUUUCCACAGCAUCAGUCUGGUCAGGCCUUUACAACACUGAAAUGUGACUGUCCACCCUACCUGUUGUGGCUGGAGAAAAGGUUGAAAGCAACUGGCGUCCAGAUGUACCCCAGAAAAGUUGCAGACUUGUGGGAGCUGCACAGCAAAUAUGACAUCAUUGUCAACUGUGCGGGCAUUGGAGCCCACAAGCUGGUAGGGGACAAGAAUCUCCUUCCCGUCAGAGGACAAGUACUCAAGGUUCAUGCUCCUUGGGUGAAAAACUUCAUUCGGGAUGGGGAUGGCUUAACUUACAUCUACCCAGGGAUACACAGGAUAACCCUGGGGGGAACCAGGGAAGCAGAGAACUGGAGUCUCUCCCCUGACCCUGGCACUACCAAAGACAUCUUUAACAGAUGCUGCUCCCUUGAGCCCUCGCUGUGGGGAGCUCAAGAUAUUCAGGUGAAGGUGGGCUUGAGGCCAUCCAGGCAGUGUGUGAGACUGCAGAGAGAAGUCUUGAGUCAAGGAGGAGUUAAGCUCUGGGUGGUCCACAACUAUGGUCAUGGUGCAGGUGGCUUUUCAGUGCACAGGGGCACAGCCAAAGAAGCUGCUUGCCUCGUGGGAGAGUGCAUUGCUUCCCUGCAGCGCUCCUCAUCAAGGGCCAAGCUUUGAAUCCCAGAGGCUCCCUUUCCAUUUACAACAGGCUAGUGUGGCAUCUCCUAGUAGCAGCUUUGGACUUGUAUUCCAUUACUGGAUAGAAGAAACCUAAGACAACAUCUUAUGCCAUUGCAGAGGCUGAGUGAUAUUUCACCUGGCUUUGAGCUGCCACUUUGGAAAUUCAUGAUGAGUUGAUUCAAAUAUUUGUCCAGUAUUUCUCCUCCUCCGUCUGGCAUUGUUUCUGCCCCUGGGCAUUUCUAUUAGCCUCAUGUUAAAGAGAAGGCAGGAUAUUUAAAUAUUCUUCACAUAAUGGGGGUCACAUUGCUGCAGUAUUUAGUAUUUCUUCAUGUGUAGCUGGAGGAUAUCGGAUGCACUAGGUUCAUAUUCAGUAAAAACUAGUUGUUUCCUCUUGUGCCAAAUCUAAUCUAGUAUUGCCUUUACUCCUGCCAUCUUGCUAACAAACUUUACAAUUUUCCAUAUGAUUUACAAGGAAGAUUCCUGCAGUACUGCAUUCCAGUGCUCAGGGUCAGCUCUUACAGAAAGCAAUGUCAGUGCACAGUGACCAGGCAAGUGUGAUUUUAAGAGCAGGUAUGUGACACUGAUCACUGCAUUUGCCCAUAUUACGCCUCAGGCAGCUUAAUGCAAAGUUUUGAGAGAAGUUGCCCUAUAUGAGCUGUGGGUUUUAGAAUCUUUUCUCACACCUGUUUGCAAAUCUCUCUUUUUUUUUUGUCCCCAAGCCUCUCAGAUUUUGCUCUGUGCAGACACAGAUGAUUUUUUUCCUCCCAAGAGCAGCAUUGACAUGGCUUAUGUUUGACCGAGAGGGUUUAUCAGGGUGGUCUUGGGAGUGCAAGCAUCCAUCUUCUACUUUGCAUUGGCACUGGCUGCUUUCCUUACAACAGCUGGUAUGAAUGAAUCUGAGACAAACCAACAAGGAUCUUAA